Lentinula edodes (shiitake mushroom) is the source of this 2672-nucleotide messenger RNA. RefSeq lists its product as uncharacterized. Gene Ontology annotation, biological process: regulation of actin filament polymerization. Gene Ontology annotation, molecular function: actin filament binding. Gene Ontology annotation, cellular component: plasma membrane; cortical actin cytoskeleton; site of polarized growth. The record is from RefSeq and is a predicted model, not a curated record. The transcript has 2 exons. The coding region runs from base 150 to 2486 and encodes 778 amino acids. Lineage: Eukaryota; Fungi; Basidiomycota; Agaricomycetes; Agaricales; Omphalotaceae.
GGCUGGGGAACUGUUCAAUGUACGUCGAACGUUUGAGCGGGUUGCUUUUUACGAUUGUAUAUCGUUGUGAAAAAGCAAGUUAAUCUAAAUUUAAUCUCUAUUAUUUUUGGGUGGCUUACAUAAACAUCGAUACUUUCUGACCAACGACCAUGUCUCUAACACUAAACCUUUCCAACCCAACGCUAAAAGCACCCUACCUCUCCGUUCUCUCAGGUUCCUCUACACUCGACUGGGCUCUCUAUACCUACGCCUUCGGGAACGACAUCAAACUCCAAUCCAGCGGCUCCGGUGGCUUGGAGGAACUCUGCGACGAAUUUUACGAUGGCCGUGUUCAAUGGGGAUUUGCCCGAGUCAUUGAUACAGCGGGGAAUGGAUUACCGAAAUUUGUGCUGAUCAAUUGGUGCGGGGAGGGGGUACCGGAGAGCAAGAAGGGGCUGUUCGCGAGUCAUAGUGCGGUGAUGGGGGAGUUUUUGAGGGGAGCGCAUGUUGUUGUGCAGGCGAGGAAUGAGACGGAUGUAACGCCUUCAGCGAUAAUGAAACGCGUAGAAGCGGCUUCUGGAGCAAAGUAUUCCUAUCAACAAAAUACCCAUUCUUUUUCUUCUUCAUCUGGUUCUGCUGCUCCGGCGGUACAACAAAAACCACAACAGAUCCCAAAAAUCGCACCGAAUGUCGGAUCAGGGUAUAAACCUGUUGGAAAAGUAGAUAUGGCGGCGUUGAGGAAUCAACAGCCUCCAGCGUUGAGGAAUCAACAGCCUCCAGCGUUGCCGACGACGAAGAGACCUGUGCCACAGCAGACGCAGACGGCGGGGUCGUUGUAUGGUUCAGCAAGGCAGAGUGCGCCGGAGGAUGCGUGGCCUGAAGAACAAGUACAACAACAACGGGGACAGCCGCCGCCGCCCUUGCCAGCUACAUCGCGUCCUACAACGACGACUACCACGACCACGAGAAGUGGAUUCGGGUCAAUGUCACUCGGUGGUGGUGCAGCAGCACCAACUAGUCGUCCUUCCCCUCCACCUUCUUCUAUUUCUUCCGUUCCACCACCUUCUUCUAUUUCUUCCACGGUCCCAACAAAACCCACAUCCCAAGAUGACCUAAUCGCACCAGUGGGAACGGCGUAUACACCGGUAUCGUUACCGAAACCAGGAAAACUUAGGAAUCCUUUCGAGAGGAUGGCGGCGGCGGGGCAGGAAUCGACGACGACGCCUGCGAGAGCAACUGGUGGAGGUGGAGGUGGGGCAGGUAAGUUAACCUGGUCACAACGUCAGGCGAUGGCGAAGAAAGAGCAGCAGCAGGCUGAAGAGGAUACACCUCCUCCGCCACCGGCACUAGCUGCAGCAUCUCGACCUGCAGCUGCUGUUUCGUCUUUCACUCGCCCUAUACCUGCUGCUACACGUGCUCCAAUUAGUCCUGCUCCGACAUCUUCACCAGCGUCUGCGGCUGUGUCAAAUGUCCCACGCACAUUCGGCGCGAUGAAACUCGGUGGAGGGGGUGCCUCUGCAAUAAGACAACCGCCGCCUGUUUUAGCUCAAGACGAGGAGGAGGAGGAGGAGGAGGAGGAGGAGACAUGGGAGGCCCCUCCUGCUCCUGUGUCGAGGUCGGUACCACCCCCGCCUGCACCAGGGCCACCUGCAGUGCCUGUCACUGCGCGUCCAGCGCAGCCACCUGCUUCGGGAGGACCUCCACCUCCACCACCUCCGCCUCCGCCAGUUUUACCAGCUGCCUCGGGAGGUCCACCACCACCCCCACCACCUCCGCCACCUCCACCUCCACCAGUUGUAUCGGGUGGUCCACCUCCACCGCCGCCGCCGCCACCACCACCACCUCCUCUGAUGGCGUCUGUUGUACCACAUGUUCCAGAACCAGAACCCGAACCUGAACCUGAAUACACUCCCGAGGACACCGAACCCCAAACACAAACUCAUCCCACCCCCAUCCACGGCCACGGCAUCUGCGCUGCUGUUCUCUACUCCUACGAAGCCACCGAGGACAACGAGUUGUCUCUGAACGAAGGGGAGAUGGUGCAGGGUAUAGAGGAACUCGAUGAAGGAUGGUGGAGUGGGUUUGUUGUUGGGGAGGAUGGGAAGAGGGAAGGAAUGUUCCCGGCUAAUUAUGUGGAGGUUGUGGAGAGUGUGGAACCGGAGGAGGGGGGAGGUGCUCCUCCUCCACCUCCACCACCACCUCCACCUCCACCACCUCCGCCUCCACCUGUAGCACCAGCAGCUCCGCCUGCACCAAUUCCACCACCUCGUUCCCCAUCUCCGACUCCUGCUCCCACCUCACAUGAACCUGAAGCUGAAGCUGAAACCGAUGGCUACACAGCCAUUGCCCUCUACGACUACGAGGCUGCGGAGGACAACGAGUUGACGUUCAAGGAGGGGGAUGUGAUUGUGGGUAUUGAGGCUGUUAGUGAUGAGUGGUGGAGUGGAAGAGUGGAAGGUGGGACAGAGGUUGGGUUGUUUCCGGCAAAUUAUGUUGAGACGCGGUAAGGUGGGGAGGGAUAAGAGGAGGAGGAGGAGGAAGGGGUGUUUGCUGUUUUUUUUUGUUUCUUUCCUUCACUGGAGACAAAUUCAUGUCCGUUUAUAAUGCAUAUGGGUUUUGAUUGACAUCCAGUAAUUAGAGUAUAAUCAUAGCAGAAUAAAGGACAACUGAAUGAAUAAAUAAAUAAAUUCUAA